AUGAUGGCGAAUGUCAAUAUGCCUGACGAAGAUCCGGCUGAUAUUGGGGUCCCUAUCCCGCAUCCCUCGCAAUUAGAUGUAUCCGGACACCAAUCUACGACGUCUGAGCCGAAAGAUUCAAAUAUCCUCAUGUCAAAUACACAUGAUCAUAAUCGUGAUAAUGUGAAUGUGGGUGAUGCGAGCCUAGUCGAGCCUAGCGACAAGACCGAAGCCAAUUCCCCCAAUCCAAAUACCCUGACGUCAAGUCCAGCAAGUGCUGAACCGACAGACUUAGAUCAAUCUGAUCCAGAUCAUGAUGCCCCUAAAGUCAUUCGCGAUGCAAAUCAGUCGAUGGUAGCUUUACUUGCAGGCAUUAGUGCGAGCCUGGAGGAUAUCAGAGCCAUUUCGACGAAGUUCAUGAGUAUAGUGGAUAGCGAGGAAUUAAAGGAUGCUCGCCGGCAGAACACUCGCCACACUGCUGCUGUGGAGGAUCGCAGUGCUUCUAGGAGUAUACGGUCAGCAACUAGUCACACUACAUCAUCCACAAACUCUUCUGAUCAGAGUGAAGAUGCUGUGCGAAAUGGACGAGAGAGACGACAAGGCAGAAGAACCACGAGAUCAAGCAGUCGAGGUGAAAUUGUAAUUGUUGAGGAAACGCCUGUCUUGAGGUCACAAAGAUCUAGAGCGCCCAGACAGUCACUUGCUCGACCCCCAUCGAUAGUAAUCGAAAGACGAUCACAGGCCCGAAGGGUCACGAACAAGUUUCAAAAUCUCACAACCUUAAAAUAUACAGACUCUCAAGUUGCGAUAGUGGAAGUUAUUGACGAAUUUGAGGACGAUGCUGACAGUGAGACAGCGAAUGACGUUGAUAAAGAGAAAUUGCUAGAUACGUGCUCUGAGUGGUUGAAAGAAAAACGUCUAAUCUUCUCGCGUGAUGAGCGGUGCAGCUUCGGGUUUGAUACAGUUGCUCUUCUUACGCCUCGUGACCUCCAGUACACUCAGCUUCGGAUCGAAGAAAUAGAGGAGUUUGCUCGUAAUUUACGAAAGACAGGAGGUUUCUUUUUCUUCCGGGAAGCUUCCUUUGGGCGAGGCAAUAAGAUAUAUAACGGCACGCAUGUCUUCAGAUGCGAGGAUGGUUUGAGAGAGGCACUCCCUAGGCUUUCAGCAAAGCACAAGAAUUUUUGCGAGGACUUCCCGGUGGUAAGACCACCAUGGCGAGAAGAUGAUGAGGUCCAGUCACUGAAUAACAUGGUGAAUAAGAGGGAGGAGGCGACAAGAUUACAGGAAAUUUCCACAAAGCUGGUAUACAACCAUAGUCAUUUGGAUCCCUCCGUUCUGUACCACUUCAAGGGAUCACCUAUUUCUUUCGAGAGAGAGAAAGAAUCUGGAACUGUUGUCACGGAAGACCACCUUGGAAACAGGAGCUAUGGCUCAGAGAUUUGGCAAAGGUUUGAAGAUCCCCAUGUCACAGGGCCCUGGCGGAGACUUUGCGUACUUACCGGUGUCUCGAAUAUUUCAAACCUUGAAAGAGAUAAUAUAUACGAUAAGAUACCUCUAUUUCGAAAAGAUCAUAAAAUAGAUAGGGGUAAGGUAUUAUACGGCAAAGAUGAGAUUUCAAGUAGUGAGACCGAUGAUUGCACGAGUAGCGAGGCAAGCGAUGACGGUAUCGAUAUGACAUACAAUGACCCAGAAGAUGAAGGGAGUGAAGACGGAGAUGUUGUAUUCUUGGAAGAAAGUAUAGUACAACAUCUCAACUGUGAGCAACUAUCAAUGCGAAAAUACGACCGUAAACGCAUCGUCAAGUUCCAAUUCUCCUGGUACGAGCUCAUUCCCCAUGAUAUUUCUGAAGAAUUUCGUUAUCUUCAAAGAUAUUCUGGCAGGCUAUAUAGAGACAAUAAGAAGCGAUCGAUACAAUUGCAAUCCUUCAUGGCAAUUGCUUUCUGGCAACAGAUUCAUGAAGACAUGUCCAGAGAUUGCCAAUAUUGGACUCUCAUCAUCCUCGCGCCUGCCUUCUUCUAUCACAGUGAAGGGACUAGUAAUUCAGAUAAACAUACGAGACAUUUGAUAGCUCCUCUGAAAGACGUGCUGCCAACCAUAUCUUCCAUGCUACAGAUGAUCAUUUCGCGGAUCUUGAUGCAUUGGGCGAAGGUAAGCGGAUACAUCGAAAAGCUCAUUGCUGGCCAAGACACAUUUCUGGACGAAGAGCGGCAUGAUAGCCUUCUUUUCGACGAUGAUAACUUCACACGAUCACGCCAGUAUUUCUGGGUCAUCAACAGCAUUGAGGGAUUCGUUUUAAUCAUUGAUGAAACGAUCAACCACUAUGAAAAUGUCAGGAAAUGGGUCUGUCCGAAAAACAGGGCGGAGUGGAGAAAGCACGAAAUAGGUCUUGAUAAACUCAAGUUAAUGAAGCAGAGAUUUGAAAAUCAGAGAAAUAAAGCUACCAUGCUUCGAGACGGACUUUUCAGUGCCAGUUCUGUGUUUGAGAGUCGUCUAUCUACCAAACUCGCGCAAAAUGUGAGAUUGCUUACCUAUGUGAGCAUCUUCUACCUCCCACUCGCUUUCUGUGCGGCCCUUUGGGCCAUUCCAAACAUCACACAGCCCUCAACCCGAACCCCGUUCAUUAUCGCAGCCGUAUUGGUUGGCUUUUUCACAUAUUUUGUCGUCUUCAAUCUCGACGGACUAAUCUCAUUGGGUUGGACCGCGUAUUCUGGGUUCCGUGGCAACCGCAUAGAACAGAUGUCGACAGAUGAGGGGUGGCAGAAACGCGCUCAAAGCUACAGGAGCUUUCAGCCUGACAAAGGUAAAACUAAAGAUUCGGAAUGGUAUAUCUUGCUCUAUGCCCUUCUCCAUCCGUUUAGAAGGUCUCGGGGUCUUGAGGACAGUGCACAAGAUGACGAGGAAUAUUCGUCUUCCGAGGAUACAUCCAUAUCUACCCGAGCCUCCAGAACAAGUGAUGCGGAGAAAGCGCCAACAAAGCCUUGGAAACUAUGGCCGCAAAAAUUGCUAAAGAAGAUGCAGAGGGAUGAAGAGGGAUAA
This is a messenger RNA of Bacidia gigantensis, 3015 nucleotides long. RefSeq lists its product as uncharacterized. The transcript is spliced from 6 exons. Bases 1 to 3015 code for a protein of 1004 amino acids. NCBI's taxonomy places the organism in Eukaryota, Fungi, Ascomycota, Lecanoromycetes, Lecanorales, Ramalinaceae. The record is from RefSeq and is a predicted model, not a curated record.